Molecule: messenger RNA, 630 nt
Organism: Prunus mume (Japanese apricot)
Lineage: Eukaryota; Viridiplantae; Streptophyta; Magnoliopsida; Rosales; Rosaceae
Source: RefSeq, a predicted model, not a curated record
AUGUUGGAGGAAGAAGAAGCCAUGAUGAAACCAACACCUCAAUGUCGGUUAAAACAACACCACUUGCAAAAACUCCAGUGUGGAGACAUCUCCAUCCCCUUUUUUGGGCUGUGGAGAAGAGGAAGGAGCCGAGUGGAAGGUUUGAUCUUUGGGAUUUAUCUGGUGAAAGACAAGCAAAAUCCAACUCUUGACGACGUGUUGGGACCAGGGAGUAACAUGGUAGCUGCUGGCAAUUGCAUGUACGGGAGCUCUUGCACGCUGGUGAUUAGUACUGGACAUGGAGUGAACGGCUUCACGCUUGAUCCGUCUCUUGGGGAGUUUAUAUUAACUCACUCCAAUAUUAAGAUUCCACAGAAGGGAAAAAUCUACUCUGUAAACGAAGGAAACGCUCAAACCUGGGAUGACCAAACUGCCAAAUAUGUGGAAAAAUGCAAGUUCCCAAAAGAUGGUUCAUCUCCAAAGUCUCUUAGAUACUUUGGAAGGUAUAAUUCAGUAAUGAAUGUUUUGUUUGCACACCAUUUUCUCUCUGUUCCUGCCUUUUGCUCCGGUACUGCAAUGCAUCUAUUAUCUACUUUUACCCUACUAAUUGGGGCAAUAAACUUACCUGCCAUAGCUCUCAUCAUUACGUGA